Molecule: messenger RNA, 1982 nt
Organism: Hemibagrus wyckioides
Lineage: Eukaryota; Metazoa; Chordata; Actinopteri; Siluriformes; Bagridae
Gene: napbb
Product: N-ethylmaleimide-sensitive factor attachment protein, beta b
Exons: 11
Coding region: 140-1027 (295 amino acids)
Biological process (GO): SNARE complex disassembly; regulation of synaptic vesicle priming; intracellular protein transport
Cellular component (GO): terminal bouton; synaptobrevin 2-SNAP-25-syntaxin-1a complex; vacuolar membrane
Molecular function (GO): soluble NSF attachment protein activity; syntaxin binding
Source: RefSeq, a predicted model, not a curated record
CUACGCAAAGAAAAACCCUCAACUGUAAUCCCUUUCUACUGUAGCGGUACAUGGUGGGUUCGGUUAAGAAGGGUAGCAGAAAAAUUAUAUAAAUAUACACACUUAAAGAGUGUUAUACUCCUCAUUUAUUCAUACAAAAAUGGACAAUUCAGGCAAGGAGAAAGAGGCAAUCCAGUUAAUGGCUGAAGCUGACAAGAAAGUGAAGUCCUCCGGCUCUUUUUUAGGAGGAAUGUUCGGAGGGAAUCACAAAUUAGAGGAGGCUUGUGAGAUGUACGCCAGAGCAGCCAACAUGUUCAAGAUGGCAAAAAACUGGACCGCUGCAGGAAACGCGUUCUGCCAGGCAGCCAGACUACACAUGCAGCUCCAGAACAAACACGAUUCAGCCACUAGCUUUGUUGAUGCCGGAAAUGCUUUCAAGAAGGCUGAUCCACAGGAGGCUAUCAACUGCUUAAAUGCAGCCAUCGAUAUUUACACAGAUAUGGGGCGAUUCACUAUUGCAGCCAAACACCAUAUCACAAUUGCUGAGGUGUACGAGUCAGAGCUGGUGGACAUUGAGAAGGCAAUUGCCCAUUAUGAACAAGCUGCAGACUAUUACAAAGGCGAGGAGUCGAACAGCUCUGCAAACAAGUGUCUCCUGAAGGUUGCUUCAUACAGUGCACAGCUGGAACAGUAUCAGAAGGCCAUCGAGAUCUAUGAACAGGUUGGAACAAACACCAUGGACAACCCCUUACUGAAAUACAGCGCCAAAGAGUAUUUCUUCAAAGCUUCAUUAUGUCACUUCAUCGUAGAUGAGCUGAAUGCGAAGCUUGCUGUUGAGAAGUACGAGGAAAUGUUCCCAGCGUUCUCAGAUUCAAGAGAGUGCAAACUUCUGAAGAAACUCCUGGAAGCCCAUGAGGAGCAGAAUGCAGAGGCUUUCACAGAAGCGGUGAAAGAGUUUGAUUCCAUUUCACGUCUGGACCAGUGGCUGACCACCAUGCUUCUGCGCAUCAAGAAAACCAUCCAGGGUGAUGAAGGGGACUUGAAGUGAAAUGGUGAAGGUGUGAGGAAUCCAUCUGAGGCAUGCCACCCCUGCCCCAAUGCGUUUCAUUUCAUUUUUGUGCAAUGGCCAAGACCAGGUUUCUGACUACAGUAUGUUCAAUUUAUUGCUGCACCAUUUAUAGAGAAUGUACAAACCUAUGUAUAACCUAUAAGUUAUAAAUCUUAUUUUUAAUAUAUUCACCCGUCUGGAUGGCUGCAUCUAAGGAAUCAUGUUUUCAUAACACUAUGGGUAUGUAGUUGAGUAUAGGAAACAUCGUGGAUAAAAGACGGAUGUGAGAACUCGAUCUCUGCUGGAGUUUGGAUGGCGAGUGCUGCAUGACACGUAGAUGCAAUUCUCUUGAAUAUAAAUAGAAGACUUAUUCUUCUUUUGGGAGUUGAUUUGUCUGUCUUUAUUGUCAUUUAGUGAGACUUGGAUUGGAUUGGAUAAUAUUAGUAAUCCCCACAAAUUGGAGCAGGUUUUUUUUUUUGGACCAUCAACCUUCAUUCAUUUAAUAAUUUCCUUCAGGUUUAUAUACAUCCUUGCUUAUCAUCAUCAUGUUUUAUUUUUCUUGAUCUGUCAUCUCUUUUUGCAGUAAGUGGGUGGGGUAUUAUACUUAACCCAUAAACAUUUUUGCUUUUUGUUUGUUAGCGUAUUCAAACUAUGAAAAGUUUGAUAUCCCUGUAGCCUGUCAGUGCCGCUCUGUGUGUCGUGUUGUGCACCCAUAGUUCAUGCAGCACUCCAGCUAGUGCACUCUCCAUACUAAAAAGGUAUUUAGCAGCGCAUGUCACUGUGUAUUAGUGUUGUUGAUGUUCAGUAUCUCAUUGUGUGUACACUUUUCAAACAAGCCAUCAGCGGAAGCGGCCUACAUGCUUAUCAAAGUUCUUUGGGACAGAGCUGUUGGUGGCUUCACUUGCUGAAUGGCUCUCUGAAUGUACAGAAAUAAAAGAUCGAUAUUAUACACAAA